Sphenostylis stenocarpa is the source of this 381-nucleotide messenger RNA. NCBI's taxonomy places the organism in Eukaryota, Viridiplantae, Streptophyta, Magnoliopsida, Fabales, Fabaceae. The record is from the annotation of a GenBank genome assembly.
AUGGGAGAAAAGGGUGUUGCUGGGGGAAGUGAAGACAUUGCUGGUGGGAAAGAAAAUGAACAAGUUCUAAAGAAGAUUAUCGCAACUCAUCCUUUGUAUGAAGUUUUGAUUCAAUCUCACAUCAACUGCUUGAAGGUGGGGUUAAGUGAAGGUGGAGAGUUUGAUGCAACAAGUGAUGAUGCAUGGAAGAAGCUGGUCAACUCCAAGUCCAAAGCAACUCCUAGUCCAAACACUUCAGAAUUAGAUCACUUCAUGGAAGCGUAUUGCAUGGCACUGAGCAAGCUGAAGGAAGCCAUAGAAGAACCAACAAAAGAAACCAACGCUUUCAUCAGAGCAACGUAUCUUCAACUAAAGCAACUGGAUGAACUGAACCACCCAUAA